Messenger RNA from Aspergillus pseudonomiae, 996 nucleotides. RefSeq names its product arabinan endo-1,5-alpha-L-arabinosidase. NCBI's taxonomy places the organism in Eukaryota, Fungi, Ascomycota, Eurotiomycetes, Eurotiales, Aspergillaceae. Gene Ontology annotation, molecular function: arabinan endo-1,5-alpha-L-arabinosidase activity. Gene Ontology annotation, biological process: carbohydrate metabolic process. The transcript is spliced from 4 exons. The record is from RefSeq and is a predicted model, not a curated record. The coding region runs from base 1 to 996 and encodes 331 amino acids.
AUGUAUUUGUCCUCUGUGCUGGCGACUUCGCUCCUGGUAGCGCUGGCUCAUGGUUAUGGCGCUCCUGGUGCUUGUUCUGGUGCUUGCAACAUACACGAUCCGAGUCUGAUCCAACGCGAGUCAGAUGGCACCUACUUUCGCUUUUCGACUGGGAACAGGAUCUCGUAUGCAACCGCCUCGUCCAUUGAGGGCCCGUGGACGCCGGUCGGCUCCAUCUUACCUGACGGGUCUAGCAUCAAUCUGCCCGGGAAUGAUGAUCUCUGGCCCCGGGAACUCACUGUUAACUUCGAACCCCAGGCCCCAGACGCUCAAAUCGUAAGCGGAGUUUACCACGUCUACUACACCGUCUCAACCUUUGGCACCCAGAACUCUGCUAUCGGUCUCGCAACCUCCGACACCAUGAACGAAGGAACCUGGACCGAUCAUGGCUCCACUGGAAUCCGGUCCGACUCGUCCAAGCCAUACAAUGCCAUCGAUGCAAACCUCUUCAAUGAUAAUGGCAACUAUCUUAUGAGCUUUGGAUCCUUCUGGCAGAAUAUCUUCCAAGCUCCGAUGAACUCGGCCGCGACGUCAGUUGCCUCCGCGUCGUAUAACAUUGCGUUUGACCCGGCAGGAACCCAUGCCGUGGAGGGACCGUAUCUCUAUAGAUAUGGAGAUUACUAUUACUUGUUUUACUCUGUGGGCAUCUGCUGUGGGUAUGAUGGCUCCAUGCCGGCUCCGGGAGAGGAGUACAAGAUUAAGGUCUGCCGGUCGAGCUCGGCGACUGGUGACUUUGUUGACGCGAACGGUGUUGCCUGCACCAAUGGUGGUGGCACGGUGGUGCUGGAAAGCCACGAUAACGUCUACGGACCGGGUGGACAGGGUGUGUUCACUGAUCCUGACCUGGGUCCUGUACUUUACUACCACUACGUCGACACCAACGUGGGCUAUGCGGAUGGCCAGAAGCUGUUUGGGUGGAACGUGAUUGACUUCUCCAGCGGAUGGCCUGUUGUUUAG